AUGGACAGUGAUACAGAGAAGAGCAUAAAGCACUACAGCAGCUCUCAUAAAAUACUUCUGGUCGGAGAAGGCGAUUUCUCCUUCUCCGCUUGCUUGGCCACCGCCUUUGCCUCUGCCUCCAACAUUGUUGCUACUUCUCUCGACUCUCCAGAUGAACUGGUAAUGAAAUAUACACAUGCGAAUAGAAACCUGAAAAUUUUGGAGGAGUUGGGUGGCAGAGUGUUGCAUAAAGUGGAUGCAACAACAAUGAGUCAACAUCCACUUCUUUACGACAUGUUGUUUGAUCGUAUAGUCUUCAACUUUCCACAUGCUGGGUUUCUUUAUGGAGAAUGUAACACUGCACAAAUAGAACUCCAUCGAGAUUUAGUGAGGGGUUUUUUGAGGAAUGCGAAGAGAAUGAUAAGUAAAGAUGGCGAAAUUCACAUCACCCACAAGACAUCACAUCCUUUCAGUAAAUGGGAGAUUGUGAAGUUAGCAAGUGGUGAAGGACUUGCUUUGAAAGAAAGUGCAGAAUUUUAUGCAUGGCAAUAUCCAAAUUAUGAGAAUAAGAGAGGGGAUGGGUGGAAUAGCAAUGGAACCUUCCCCGUUGGAGCAUGCAGCACCUUUAAAUUUUUUCAAUCUUAA
Cucumis melo (muskmelon) is the source of this 624-nucleotide messenger RNA. RefSeq lists its product as uncharacterized. Gene Ontology annotation, molecular function: rRNA (uridine-N3-)-methyltransferase activity. The record is from RefSeq and is a predicted model, not a curated record. Gene Ontology annotation, biological process: rRNA base methylation. Lineage: Eukaryota; Viridiplantae; Streptophyta; Magnoliopsida; Cucurbitales; Cucurbitaceae. Gene Ontology annotation, cellular component: cytoplasm. Bases 1 to 624 code for a protein of 207 amino acids. The transcript has 3 exons.